Messenger RNA from Anisakis simplex (herring worm), 1935 nucleotides. The record is from the annotation of a GenBank genome assembly. Lineage: Eukaryota; Metazoa; Nematoda; Chromadorea; Rhabditida; Anisakidae.
AUGGCUCUUCGAGUGGAUUAUCUAGAGCCAUCAACAUCAGGAUGUAAUAGCAAAAAGUCAAAAGAAAAUUUGCAUGUUCCUCAUACGUUGUAUGAUCCGGUUCAACUACGUCAGUAUUCAGUGUUGAAUUUCCUCGGCAAGGGUGCUUACGGACGAUGUUAUGAGAUGAAAGAAUUAACGCAGUUACCCCAUGAUAAUACCACAAAUGUAGCUCUGAAAGUGAUUUCCAAGUCGACGCUUAGAGAUUUUGCGCAUAUCGAAAAAAUACGAAAAGAAGUAGCAAUUCAUAGUUCGCUCAAUCACGAUAACAUUAUCAAAUUGCUUAGUUUCUUUGAAGACAGUAUGAACAUCUAUAUGGUACUUGAACUUGGUGUUUAUGGCACUUUACUCAACAGCAUACAAUCAUCAAUGACGGGUCAUCUGAGUGAGUUAGUUGCUCGUUGUUAUAUGCGACAAAUCGUGGACGCUGUUUUAUAUAUUCAUGAAGUGGCCGGCAUUUUGCACAGAGAUCUCAAGCCUGGCAACAUACUCCUCGGUCACAAAAGUCGAGUACGUUACCCCAUAACUGAGAAAUGUUGUAUGAUGGUGCAAAAUACAACUUAUGAUAUAAGAAGACGUUUCCAGUUGUUAUUACAGGUGAAAUUGGCAGACUUUGGAUUAGCAGUGAAAAUAUCUGAUUUACCGAAAGUUUCUCAUGCGCUUUCAGGGACACCAAAUUACUUGUCGCCUGAGGUACUGGAUAAUUAUGGUCACUCGAAAGAGUCCGAAGCAUGGGCGCUUGGAUGUAUUUUCUAUUGCAUGGUGGUAGGUAAACCACCGUUUGAGACUGAAGAUUUAGAGGGAACGUAUGCACGGAUCCGAAGUUGCAGUUAUGUUAUUCCGACACAUGCUCGUAUCUCUGAACGUGCAUGUUCUCUGAUUCGUCGAUUACUCGAUCGUGAUGUCCGACGUCGAAUGAAAGUCACUGAAAUUAUGCAAUGCGAUUAUUUUUCGAAUGGAAAUUCAAUCAGCACGUCCAAUCCUUUGGGUUCUCCGAGCAGCAUUCAUAAUAAUGGAACAACAACACCAGAAGGCUACCAGGCAGGUAUACUGUCUCGAGAUUCCGGAUUGGAAUGUGAAAAUAUGCGUUCGCCAGAUCCGGGUGGCCCAUUGUUGUUAUUGAAUUUAUUCAUGUGUGGUGUUAUCAAUGGUAACAAACUCUUGAUAUUGCUUCUUUCAGUCACAAAUGAAUCAAGCACUAUCAUAAAAGAGAAUAUCAUAAUGGUAAAUAAAUGGGUUGAUUAUACAAACAAGUAUGGUUUCGGGUGUAUUCUGAGUGAUUAUACUGAAUGCAUGUUAUUUCUUGAUGGCUCUUCUUAUGCGCACAGGUCACAAAUCUAUGCUAUUUAUUCCAUACAUUUUGAAAGUAUUCACGAUCAAUCAGUUGUGUCUUUAAAGUUUGCGUCGCCAUACAAUAAAGAGUGUAUACAAAUGGUGCUUGAUCCUCUCGAGAGACAUUCAACGAUUUAUAGGUGGUCAUCAGUGGAUGAUAUACAAGAUCUUAAUGUUAUCCGGAAGAUGAAAAUUGCAGCUUUAUUAAGAUGUAUGCACCGUGAAUUACAAUCCGCAACAUCAUUCAUUGCAAUCACAUCUCAAAUCAAUCAUUUGGUCUAUCAAAAACGAGGUAAUGGUGUGCUUGUGAUGGUGCUCAGCGAUGGGACUACCCAGAUCAAUUUGUUGGAGACGCACGAGAAAUUGGUGCUGAGAAUGGAUGAGAACGACGAAAUCAGCGUUGUAGUGGUGAAUUCGAAGCAUGAAAUGCGGUCGUGUCGUAUGUGUGCGAAGGCACCGAUUCCAAGCAGUAUCGAAAAUCGUCGCAUUUAUGAUCUCAUCACCGAAGCUAGAUUUCGUCUCUUUGAUCACUGUACAGGUCCAUAUUACGUCACGGAAUGUUAA